Messenger RNA from Pimephales promelas (fathead minnow), 1943 nucleotides. The record is from RefSeq and is a predicted model, not a curated record. NCBI's taxonomy places the organism in Eukaryota, Metazoa, Chordata, Actinopteri, Cypriniformes, Leuciscidae.
UACUAGAAGCUCUGUGAUAAUGAUGUGCAUUGCGGCCAUUCUGCUGCUUACUUUUUCAACUGGGAUUGUUGUAAUUUUUGGUUGCGUUUACGACACAAGGCUUAAAAUCAGGAAACUCCGCAUUCCAGAUGCCUUGAUCAUUUUUCCAGGAAAUAACUGUGUCCUAAAACUAAUCCCUGAGGAAUUCCAAAAAAUUAUACAGACCUGGCAAAAACAACUAGCGGACAAUGAGGACGGUGUUUCUGUCUCAGAGGAGGAUAUCGAGUAUGGCUCUCAGUUCUACCAUCAGAGGGAAAACCUAGAGCAAGCUGAGGCUGAGACAUCAAAUCAGUGUUAUAAGUACACAUCAGCUACUUAUCUGGAACUUAGUGAAGAAAGUGUAAUAUCCGAGGAGGAGGAGGAGGAGGAUGAUGAUCAUGAUGAUAUGCAUCCAGUCACCCCAGUGUCUUUAUGUACUUCAGAAUCAUCCAAAUUUCUACAAGCAACUACUGUGAACACGUUUGUGAACUCCGAGAUGGAUAGAUAUUGUGCAGAGGAAACUCCCUGUUCUUCUGGGAAUGGCUGUGAAAGCGAAGUGCCUGCUGAAGAGGAGGAGGAGGAAGAUGAUUUGUUGGCUUAUUACUCAUCAGAGAAUGGCUACGAGUAUGAACCAAGGCUUCUAAGGUGAAGUCAGCCACCAAAUUCAAGCAAAAAACAUGCCACACUGAGCAACCCAAGUAGAUAUGCAAAACUUGAUGAUGGCAUAUUCAGUUGAGCAGACACUGGCAUAGAAAUGAAAUGGGGUCUAUUAUACCUGAAGGAGAGAACUAUGCGUUAACAUUCCCUUUUCUCUCAAAGGCAGUUCAGAGUUCAGAACUAUCGUCUGCAUCAGGAACUCUUGGAACUAACAUUUAUCAUGCUAUGCAUAUGAAGACCUGUUUAGACACUUAUAUAUGUGACAUUUGGCCCUUGUUGGUUAAUGCCCACUUUGUCGCUCAUUGCCCAGCUUUGAGUUGAGGUACUACAUUACCAAAACGAUUCUUCUGUGGCACUACUGCAAUGAUGUUGAACAGAUUUUGGACACAAGAAAGCAUGCCGACUUUAGAAAUAAGAUGGAGCUGCACAUUCUGCAACUCGUCACGUGACUAACCAUUUUGUAAACGAAUUGCCGUUUGGACACGUUGACGGACUCUAUAUAUGGACAAUCGAAUCUAUUAUUUAUUCUGUGUUGAAAAUCAUACAAAACGCAUACCAUAAUUGAAAAUUAUUGAGUGUGCGUGCAUACACAUUUACACAAAGUGGCUUUUAAAAGUCUGAGACCACUAUGGUGAAAAAAAAUUUGUUCCAGCUUUUAAAUGGACCAAUAUUGUAUUUGAAUGUGGUCUUUGACUUUUGAAACACUAUGGCCUGUUUUUUUUUACAGACAUUGCUUAGAUUAAGCCAAGAUUAGGACAUUUAAGUAAGUUUUUUAUACAUUACUGAUGCUAAGUAAAACAUCAUUUUCCAUCUUGAGACCAAAUAUUGAUUUGAUUUAAAUAACAAGUUAACUGGGAAACUUUGGUAACACUUUACAAAAAGGUUUCAUAGUUAACUACAUUCGCUUACAUGAACUAACUAUGAAAAACACUUCUAAAGCAAUUAUUAAUCUUAGUUAAUAUUAAUUAAAAUAUUUACUUAAUAGAUUUGUAAAAUCAAAAGUUCUGUUAACAUUAUUUAAUGGACCUGAGCUAAAAUAAACUAACAAUGAACAGUUGUAUUUUUAUAAACUAUCGUUUACGAAGUAUUGCUCCUUGUUUUUAGUUAAUGUUAGUUAAUGAGACCUUAUAGUAAAGUGUUUCUGAAACUUUUAAUUGUGUUAUUCACAAGCACUUAGUGAAUUCUCAGUUUCUUAUGUCUCGACCUGAUAAUACUGAGAUCAGAUUUGUGUUUGGGCUAUUAUCUUGUGAUGUAAGAUUCUUUGUUCA